GAGUUCGGUUCGGAGUUUGCGGUCGCGUGGACGGGGCGCGGCGCUCGCAGUCACCGCGUGCGCUGCUGCGUGGGCGUUCAGAGGCUUUUCCUGCAGAGUGCCGUGCCCCCCACCCCAUCACCACCACAUCCACUCCCCACCCUCCACGCACACCACACCGGGGGCGGGGGGGGCCCGUCUGAACCCCAGACCCGCAGGGGCUUGUUGACAGGAAACGUCGAGAGGGAGUUGCCCCGGCUCGUGACGGAGCGCCUCGUCACCCUCGCAGAGAAUAUAAACUGGAGAUCCCGAGCCGUGGAGCCGUCACCGACAACUCAACCAAUUCGCCCAAGCGUCAACGCUCAAAAAGAGCGACGGCUUCAACGAGGAGAGCCGCGAACGAGGAGAGCAUGGUGACGAUGGAAGUACCCAGCAUCGGAGUUCGCGAACUGCGGGAGCUGAUGCCGAUUUCGAGCGCCGGCGACGCGGCGGCGGCGGCGGCGGACGACAACGACGAGGUCGACAUCGACCUCGCGCAAUCUUCGUGCCUCGUCCUCGACUGCCGCGCGUUCCUGGCGUUCGGCGCGGCGCGGGUGCGCGGCUCCGUGUGCGUGCGCUGGGGCGCGCUCGAGAGGAGGCGAAGCGGCGCGGCGGGGAUGACCCUGGAGAGAGCGGUGCCCUGCUCCGAGGCGAGGGCCCGCCUGCUCGCGGGCCGCGUGGCCUCCCUCGUGCUCGUGGACGAGGCGUCGCCGAGCUUCGAGUCGCUCAGCGGGGAGAGCACCGCGCGGGCGGCGGCGCUCGCGCUGCGCCAGCACGCGCCGCGCGUGCCGCUCGUCUUCCUGGCGGGGGGGUUCUCUUCCUUCCACGCGGCCUACCCCGAGCUCUGCCGCCUCUCGGCCGCGCCGCCCGAGCUGCCCGGCUCCCCCAACACCUGUACUCCCCGCGGGGGGCACGGAGUCACACCGCUGUACGACCAGGGCGGUCCCGUCGAGCUGCGCCCCUUCCUGCUGCUGGGCAGCGCCCUGCACUCGUCGCAGCACGGCGCCCUGCGCACGCUGGGCGUCACGGCCCUGCUGGACGUGACGGGCCGCGAGGCGGAGCGCGUGGGCCCCGCCGCCGUCAUGCGCUACCUCUCCGUGCCCGUGGCCGACUCACCCGCAGCAGACAUCGCCGUCUGGUUCCGCAGCGCCAUCCAGUUCAUAGAGUCGGAGCGGCAUCGCGGAGGCCGCGUCCUCGUCUUCUGCCAGGCCGGGGUGUCUCGCUCCGCCACCAUCUGCCUCGCCUACCUCAUGUGGCGGAGCCGCAUGCGCCUGGAGGAAGCUUUCGCCUUCCUCAAGGGUCGACGCAGCGUCGUGUCGCCCAACCUGGGCUUCAUGGGGCAGCUGCUGCAGUUCGAGGCGCAGCUCCUGGCCGCGACGCCCCGGGAGGACGCGGGGACGGCCGACUGCGGCGGCGGCGGCGGCGGCGGCGACGGCGACGACGCUUCCGGGUCGACCCCCCGCGCCCUUCCCGGGACCCCCGUGGCUCCGUCGUCCCCCUGCUCCGUGUUCAGCUUCUCGCCCGGAAGUCUUCCCGUGCUCAGCCCCGUCCCUCCCGUCUCGUCCUGCUGACGAGCUGACGAGCUGGCACGCGGCAGCUGGCUUUUGAUGUCCGUGGACUCGGAUGUUUUGGCGGCUCGCGGGCACUUCCGGGCUGUUGGAGGUCACGAAUUCAUCCCCGCGGUUUCGCAGUCUCGGAUCCGUAGAGGAACCGGAACGCGUCGGCCGUGGUGCCGCCGCCAGCACUUUCUCCAGCGGACAGGACGCUUGCAGUCCGAGCUCAGCUUCCCAGGAGAAACCGGUCUGGUGCAGCAUCAUCACCACGAUCGUCAUCGCACUUUGCCUUCGAGUUCCAAACAUCAACGACUCCACCGGCACGAGUAGCCUGAGAUUGUAAAACCCCAGAGACGGACUUCGCCGGCCCUUGAAACUGGAGCCACGAGCAAAGUGUUUCCAUGUUAGUGUUAUAUAUUAUUUAUAAUUGAUCCUGCAGUUCGUGUAGGGAAACGUUGAGGAGCGGACUUUGUGAUGGGGGCACUGCUCACACUCUGGCGCGAGUCUGCGGUGGCUCGCUCUUGCCGGCCAGCUCCGCGUCGAGACGAAACCACCCGAGACGUGGUUCCGCUCCUUUGUUGGCGACUGGAAAGACCUUGAGUGUAAAUUUAGCCAAAUAUCUGACGGAGAGGUCGCAUCCGCCAACGCGAGGAUCUGGUUCUUUAUUUUUUUUACUUUUACAUUGUUUUGUUGUCGUACAGCUGGGAUCGCCUCUGUGGUAGCUGCCCCAAGUGAGGGCAGUGGUGGGUAGUGACUGUGAGCUGUUUCACAGUUUUUGCACAACCGUUGAUCCCGUGGCUUGAUUGAGAAACUGGGCAGUUCAGAUUAAUAAUCGGCGGGGGUAUUACAGGGACACGUUGAGACAGAACGAGGCCGGUUUCGUGACAGUUUACGAUGUACGCGUCGCGAUUACAGGAGGUACGAAUGACAGCACGUGUGUGUGUGUGUCUGCGUGUGUGUAUGUGGAUCGAUAGUGUCGCGGGUUAAGCACUGCGCUACAAACCCAGCGACCAACACCAGUGACGAUUAUCUGAACCGGUCCUGGCCCUCCCCUCAAAUGAGUAUCUGGUGCGUUGUGUAGUAAACAUCGCCACUCGGGAGACAAAGGCGGCCGGGCGUCGUGCUCGCCACCCACACCCUCGGUGCCAGCUUCCAUAGGUGCUCACAAACAGCACUUGCCCCUACAGUCUGUUAAGGCUAUACUGGGGAUCUUUGUGUGUAAGUGUGAGUUUUGUCAAUUUUGUUAAAGUAUAUAAAUGUGUUGAUGCAUAAAGGACUUUGUUGACGAAUACUGCGGACGCCAAACUCUCAGGAAAUGGUAAAAUGUCUGUUUUGUGCACAAAUAUUACUUCCAUGGUUAGCACAAUCAGUUGUUGUGGUAUUGUUGUCGUGAGGGGCAACAUCGUGUGGUACUAAGUAUACGGCUCCGGUCUCAUACCCACAGCCCCCCCACCUCCGAUUUUCAACUCGCCCCCCUACUCACCAGCCCCCCCCUACUCACCAGCCCCCCCCUACUCACCAGCCCCCCCUAAUCACCAGCCCCCCCUACUCACCAGCCCUCUUAUGCCCCAGUCUCUCCACACUCGAGGAAGUUAAUGCGACCUUGCCUGUCUCUCUCACAGAGCCGGAAUGUGAAGGCUCGCGAGUGAUGGGAGCCGUGGCUAGCACGGGGGGAGGGGGGGGGUGCUGAUUAUACCAGAAUUGUGCAUUUUUCACCGCGUGAUUCAAUGUGAACGUGUUUAACUUAUUUCCUGGCAAGAUCGAAUCGCUGUUGUUGUUCUUUUUUGUUACAUUUUGAAUACGUUUUUUUAUAUAAAGAAACUAAUUUAUUGUUCUUCACAAUUUUUUCAUUAAAACUGGAGUCCACUUUUUCCACGA
Petromyzon marinus (sea lamprey) is the source of this 3449-nucleotide messenger RNA. RefSeq names its product dual specificity protein phosphatase 1-like. NCBI's taxonomy places the organism in Eukaryota, Metazoa, Chordata, Hyperoartia, Petromyzontiformes, Petromyzontidae. Gene Ontology annotation, biological process: endoderm formation; protein dephosphorylation; negative regulation of MAPK cascade. Gene Ontology annotation, molecular function: MAP kinase tyrosine/serine/threonine phosphatase activity. Gene Ontology annotation, cellular component: cytoplasm; nucleus. The record is from RefSeq and is a predicted model, not a curated record.